Molecule: messenger RNA, 2473 nt
Organism: Orcinus orca (killer whale)
Lineage: Eukaryota; Metazoa; Chordata; Mammalia; Artiodactyla; Delphinidae
Product: paraneoplastic antigen Ma6F-like
Exons: 3
Coding region: 234-1487 (417 amino acids)
Source: RefSeq, a predicted model, not a curated record
GUGAAGCAGGAGCUGAAGGUGAAGCAGGAGCUGAGUCAGAUGAGGAAGGAGCUGCAGGUGAAGCAGGAGCUGAAGGUGAAGCAGGAGCUGAGUCAGAUGAGGAAGGAGCUGCAGGUGAAGCAGGAGCUGAAGGUGAAGCAGGAGCUGAGUCAGAUGAGGAAGGAGCUGCAGGUUACAGAAAUGUUGCAGGCGUGGCAGGACUUCUGAGUGUGGCAGGACCCACGGGCGGGGCAAUGGCUGCGCCUGAGGAAGCAGUUGUGACAGCGGCAGGCGCCAUGGGUGAGGCAGGGCCCGGGACCCAGCAGUGGAGGCAGGCCUUGCAGCCCGUGCUGGACAGCAUGGGCUACCAGGAGCUGGGAACCUUCUCUGGGAUGGAAGAGCCGGGCCACGGGGAAGGGUCCUCUGAGAGCUGGCUGGAGCAGGCCAGCCACACGCUGCACCUGUGGCGCCACGUGUCUGAGAGGGAGAGGAGGAGGAGGCUGGUGGAGAGCUUGCGCGGCCCCGCGCUGGACCUCCUGCGCGGCCUCCUGGCGGAAGAUCCCGAGCUGGCUGCCCAGGACUGCCUGGCCGCGCUGGUGCAGGUGUUUGGGAACAAGGACCCCCGGGGGAGUGCUCGGCUGAAGUUCGUGACCUGUGCCCAGCGGCCCCAGGAGACUCUCUCUGCGUACGUGAUGCGCCUGGAAGGCCUGCUGCAGUCGGCCCUGGAGAAGGGGGCCAUCCACCCGGCCAUGGCGGACCAGGCGCGCGCCCGGCAGGUGCUGACGCGGGCCCGGCUGAACGACACGCUCCGGGACACACUGAGGAGGAGGCGGCUGAUGAGGAGGCCUCCCGGCUUUGCGGGGAUGCUGCGGCUCAUCCAGAAGACCGAGGCCUGGGACGCCGACCCGGCUAGCAGGGAGCACUUCCCAGGGCAGGAAGAGGCCCGUGUGGACGUUGCAGUCCUGGCAGCAGCCGCCCAGGCCGCCCCGGCCCAUGAGGCCAUCACCGCAGGCACCACUGCACAUGGUGAAGAUACCACCGCCCAGGCCGCCCGUUCCAAGGAAGGGAGCGCCGAGGACCACCCGGCACGUGAGGAGGCCAGUGCGGCAGUUGCCGGCACUGCCAAGGCUGGCGAGGCGGCCCCUGAAGACCAUGGUGCCGCCGGGGCAGCCCCUGAAGACCAUGGUGCCGCCAGGGCAGCCCCUGGCCCUGGGGAGACCAGCAAGGCGUCCGCGGCCACUCAGGAAGAUGGAAGUGCUGCCGCCCCUGCGGGCCUAGGUCAGGCAGGACCCUCAGAUGCCCCCGGGGUCCCCAUGCCUGGCCGGAUGGGCAGUGCUUCCCCGGUGGCCCCAGGAGGUCCUGGCUGGGAGCCAGAGGGCCUCGCCCAGGCAGGAGGCCAGGAGGCCGAGGAGACCCCCGAGGAGGGGCUCAAGCCCAUCCCAGAAGAGCCGGGAAAUGAGGACGGGGCUGCAGAGAUGAGCCCCCCGGGGUCCACCUCGGGCCACUAGGCUCAGCAGGCCGUGGGGCUGCCAGGCUUGGAGGCAGGGGGAGGCCAGGCCUGGCAGCCUACUGGCCCCAUAUUAGGGGCCACUCCAGGUGCCUGGGCCUCCCUCCUGAGAGGGGACCCCUAUUCAUCAUCCCCUGGGGCAGGUUGCUCCCUGUACUGGCAAGCCCAAAUGUGUCCCUGUAGGCCCCAGAAGGACCCAGGUGUCAAGGAAACCCCCAGCCCCCGCUCCCCUCCCCCCAACACACACACCCUAGCCAUCGUCCCCUCGCAGAGCCCUGAGGUGCGCCACGAGCCAGCCAAGGCUCUGGUCUCUGUGGGCCAGUGUCGUGAGCUCAACGUGUGCUUUCUGGGCAUAGAUUCAGGCCCAGCGCUGCUUCUUGUUGUGGAAAUGUGCAUGUGUUCUCCUCUGAGCAGUUCCCCCAACCCCUGCGCGGCGUGGAGACCCCGAGCCCAGUCCCAGGAGCCGGCGGGAAGGACGGGAUGGACGAGGUCACAGCCAGCGCCCACCCCAGGACCUGGGAUCCCACCUGGGACCUUGGGAAGGAAGACCUUGACCGGGGCUGCAGGAGGUCUGCGGGAGGCCCCCCAGGGCUUGUGUUCUGCUGGGCCACCCCGUUGUUCCUCGGGACUCCACGUCCCCGGCUCGGUGGCGUGCGCCCUGCUGUGGGGCUGUCCUGUGCCCGCCAUAGGGCAGGGCCAGGCCCCGGGCAUGUGGGCCAGAAAUGGAGGGUCUGCCCUGGGGGGAGCGGGCAUGGCCGACGCCCAUCUUCCUGGCGAGAGGCCACCCGCGGGGCCCUCAGGAAGGGAGACUGGGGGGAGAUGGAGGGCCGCCGGGUGGGGUGUAGCGGAGGCACCUUUUUGAGGACCCUGGGUGGGGCCGGGACCCGUGAGCUCCGGUGGCCGUUAGAAGUUCCUCUGUGUGUUGUUAUGCCCUGUGUUCAAUGGUUUCAGUCAAUGUUUCUGUUUAAUAAAUUUCCCUGAACGUUU